This is a messenger RNA of Monopterus albus (swamp eel), 1440 nucleotides long. RefSeq names its product alcohol dehydrogenase 1-like. The record is from RefSeq and is a predicted model, not a curated record. Lineage: Eukaryota; Metazoa; Chordata; Actinopteri; Synbranchiformes; Synbranchidae. Gene Ontology annotation, biological process: formaldehyde catabolic process. The transcript is spliced from 9 exons. Gene Ontology annotation, molecular function: S-(hydroxymethyl)glutathione dehydrogenase [NAD(P)+] activity; zinc ion binding; alcohol dehydrogenase (NAD+) activity. Bases 167 to 1360 code for a protein of 397 amino acids. Gene Ontology annotation, cellular component: cytosol.
ACAUCUCACCAGUAAUAUCACCGCUCACACAAUCCGUCCUAGCUUCCUCAACAUAACAUAAACGACGUGAAUGUUCUGGCUACAAAGGAGCGUUUGAGUAGUGAUGGUUAAUCAACGGGGAUGAGCGGGAGCUGUGCACCACGCCCGAGAGUCAAUGAGCAGGUGAAUGCGUCUCAACUGUGAAGCUGAGCCCGCGGGAGAGAAGAGAGAGAGAAGAGAGAGAAAGGAAGGAAGGAAGGAAGGAAGACAGGUCAUCAAGUGCAAGGCUGCAGUGUCCUGGGAGCCCAACAAGCCUUUAGUGAUUGAAGAGAUUGAGGUAGCCCCACCCCAGGUCAAUGAGGUCCGGAUCAAGAUUGUGGCAGCUGCAGUUUGCCGUUCAGAUCUUUACCAACUUCUGGAGGCUAUGCCUAAAGACGAUUUCCCAACAAUCCUCGGCCAUGAGGCGGCUGGCAUUGUAGAGAGCGUUGGGCCAGGAGUCACCGAAUUUCAGCCAGGUGACAAGGUGAUUCCUGUUUUCCUCUCCCAGUGUCGAGAAUGUCGCUUUUGUAAGAGUCCCAAAACCAACCAGUGUGAAAAGUCAUGGUUCAAUGUUCAACAUGAUGGGAGCGAGAGCAGGUUUACCUGUAAGGGGAAGAAGUUGCUGCCCUUUAUUGGAACCAGUACCUUCUCCGAGUACACAGUGGUUAACCAGAUUGCUGUGGCAAAGAUCGACCCCGCUGCCCCUCUGGACAAAGUCUGUCUCCUCGGCUGUGGGAUUUGCACUGGUUAUGGAGCAGCAGUCAAUACUGCUAAGGUGGAACCAGGCUCCACAUGUGCUGUGUUUGGCCUGGGAGCUGUGGGUUUGGCUGCAGUCAUGGGCUGCAAGGCUGCAGGAGCCAAGAAGAUCAUUGCAGUUGACAUCAAUCCAGAGAAGUUUGAGAAGGCCAAGGUGUUCGGUGCGACCGACUUUGUGAACCCUAAGGAUCAUGAUAAACCCAUCAGCCAAGUGCUGGCAGAGAUGACCAAUGGAGGAGUGGACUACUCACUGGAAUGUACUGGGAAUGUGGGAGUCAUGCGCAGUGCCUUGGAGUCUUGUAUACAGGCUUGGGGUGUCAGUGUGAUAGUUGGCUGGACAGAGUUGCAUGAUGUUGCUACCCGGCCCGUUCAACUCGUCAAAGGACGCACAUGGAAGGGCUCCCAUUUUGGAGGCUUCAAGAGCAAGGAUGGUGUGUCUGAGAUGGUUAAAGCCUACCUGGACAAGAAGGUGAAGGUGGAUGAGUUUAUCACUCACAACAUGACUUUGGACCAGAUUAAUGAUGCCAUUGAACUGAUGAAGCACAGCAAAUGCAUCCGGACAGUCCUGAACAUUUCUCCAGAAUAAAUUGCUAUUUUGCAGGCAGCAGUUUUGACAAAAGGUGGCUGAUAAGUGAUUGGGAGCGCCUUGGUGCCUUGUUUUGGCAU